Colletotrichum karsti is the source of this 2352-nucleotide messenger RNA. RefSeq names its product major facilitator superfamily transporter. The coding region runs from base 1 to 2352 and encodes 783 amino acids. The transcript has 3 exons. NCBI's taxonomy places the organism in Eukaryota, Fungi, Ascomycota, Sordariomycetes, Glomerellales, Glomerellaceae. Gene Ontology annotation, biological process: transmembrane transport. Gene Ontology annotation, molecular function: transmembrane transporter activity. The record is from RefSeq and is a predicted model, not a curated record.
AUGCAUCUAUCUUCUUACCUCGUUGCCACUCUCGCCGCUGCCGCAACAGCUUUCAAAGUCCCUGAGGGCGCAACUGAUGGCAUCUAUGCAGCCUACUACGACGAGUCGGGUAAUGAAGUCCACAUCAAAGACCCCAACCCCAUUACCGUGGCCGGAAUCCUCUCUUCCGUCCCGGAAGAAGGCGUGGCGACGAAGCCUGGCGUCUCCCGGGUCCGUCGCUCCGCGUCCCCCAGCGAGCUUUUCGAGCGCGCAGCUACUGUGUGGUGCGGCUGUGGCUACCACUUGAACAAUAUCGACUGUGACGGCGCCGUCAACCAGAUCAAAGACCAGAUUCGAAAUGCGGGCGGACAGUCCGACGUGGGACGCGGUCUCGCAUGGUACGCACUCAGCGGUAACGUUGUCGUGUUCCUUUGCAACCGCAACGGGCCAGGCACCGGCCGCAUCACCGUGGAUGGCUUCACUGCGGCCCUGGCGACCAUUACGAGCGCGUGCGGAUACUAUACUGCGGGAACCAUCGAGAAUGGUGUGCUUGACAUUGGGUACAUGAACAACGAUGAUGCUGCCUGGUUCUCCAACAACGCCACCAUCAUGCAGUCUCUGCUCCAAUUUCGCCGGGCAGGCGCUGCGACUCAAGCGCAAAUCGACAGAGAUUUCGGUGCGGCCACCGCGUCGCGGCCGUCGGGCCAGCUUAGCAGUAGCCAACGCAAGACUUUGGAUGUGGAAAAGGCACAGCCAGAACAUCCUGAGCAGAACCCAGGUCAGAUCUUUGAGCCCACCAGCGACACGAGUGCUGAAUCCAGCAGCGAACAUGACGACGUGAUUGAACGCCACCACUCUGUGGGGACGGUCCGGACCCAGUACUCCGAUGGGACCGCUCUCGGCCGGGCUCUGACCGGCAUUCACGUCCGAGACCGCACAGCCCAUGAAGGACACGGCGGCCGGGUCUUCGUCGUCGGCUGGGCGGGGCCGGAUGAUCCCCUUGAUCCUCACAAUUGGUCUCUCAUGAAGCGUGUCGGCGUAACGCUACAGAUAUCCGUCAUCGCCCUCUUCGUCGGAGCUGCAUCCGGUAUCGAUGCCACUAUUCUGCCCCAGGCCGCUGAAGACUUGGGCGCCAGCGAAGUCGCCGAGUCACUCGCAACAGGCCUUUACCUCGUUGGCAUGGGUCUCGGCUCUCUUAUUGCUGGUCCGUUCUCGGAGACUUUCGGUCGCAAUGCCGUCUACAUUGUCUCCAUGGCCAUCUUCAUGGUUUGGAUCAUGGCAUCGGGCUUGGCUCCCAACUUCGGCGCUCAAAUUGUCUUCCGGCUCCUCGCCGGCUGCUCCGCAUCGACGCCGCUCGUGUGUUCCGGCGGGUCAAUUGCUGACAUGUACAACCGCGUAGAGAAGACUUGGAGCUUUCCUCUGUACGCCAUCACUUGCUUCGGCGGGCCGAUGAUCGGUGCCGUCAUGGGCGCUUAUAUCGGACCGUCCCCGAUAGUGAGCUGGCGCUGGACGGAAUGGACAAUGCUCAUCUCGUCAGGGCUCGUCUUGGUACUCGUCUUGCUAUGCAUGCCCGAAACGUACGGUCCAUUGCUGCUACAGUGGAAGGCAGCCCAUUAUCGACGAAUCACGGGAGACGACCGCUUUCGAUCGGAGCAUGAGAUUGUGGACGCGACCCUCUUCAGCAGACUCAAGACCAGCAUGACACGGCCGUUCGUCAUGCUCACCGAACCGAUCAUCAUCGCAAUGACUCUCUACAUCACCGUCGUCUACAUCGUUCUCUUUACUUUCCUCGUCGGUUGGCCGGACAUCUUUGAGCACACCUACGGCCUCGACCAAGGCCUCGCCAACAUCAUCUUCAUCGCCAUGUUCAUCGGAACGCAAAUCAACUUCAUCUUCGUCCCGCUCAUUUACCGCUUGACCCUCAACAGGAUCAAGUCUACUGGAGAUGGAUCUUUUGACCCCGAGACCAGGCUGUGGUAUGCCAUGUUCGGCGCCGCCAUCUCGGUGCCCAUCUCACUCUUCUGGCUCGGGUGGACGAACUUCUCCAGCAUCAGCAUCUGGUCAGCCAUAUUCGCCGUUGUCUUGUUUGGAUAUGGCGUCACGGGGAUCUUCAUGUGUGUUUACAUGUACAUCAUCGACUCGUACGAGGUUUAUUCUGCCUCGGCACUUACGUUCGUGGCGUUGAUUAGGUACGUCGUUGCUGGUGGAAUGACUGUUGUUGGGCUUCCGUUCUACGAAAAGAUGGGCACGCAUUACACGUUGACGAUAUUGGCUUGCAUCGCAGCAGUGCUUGCCCCUAUCCCAUACGUGCUGUAUUAUUACGGCCCAUGGAUCAGAUCGAAGAGCAAGUUUGCGGUGUCCAUGAAGGCAUGA